CAGGAAAGUUGAACCAAAAACCAUGAACUUUUCAUGAAGGGCAUGAUUUCAACGCAGCAUCAACUACACAGCCCACAUGAGUUCUGUACUUACUGUUACUUGGGCAGUAACUGUCUAUUUUGGUCCCCAGCAACAGCUAUAAAAAAUUGACUAUUCACAACAAGAGAAGACAGAGAAAGAAACAUCACCAAGUAUCAAAGUCUCUCCCUUGUAAUCUAAGAUGCGUAGAAGGCGGCAAAUUCUUGCAGCAGCAGUUCUCCCACUUCUCAUCCUAGCUCUUUUCUUCAUCGUCUAUGUCUUCUUCAACAUCCGACAACAGAGUAGUCAUUAUUAUGACUACGUAAUGAAAGCUGACGAUGAUGUUUACCUGAGGCUAAAGCCAUUGGCAAUGUCGUUGGACUCACUGCCGAGACAUGAUCUGUACUAUGGUUUCGUCAUCCCUUGCAGCAGCAUGAACCCGUUUGUGGAGUACAUGUCAGGAAUGGGAUACUUGCUGUCGUGGGACCUCGUUGAAUGGAUUGCCAGCUCCAGGAUUCCCGCCAAUGACACUGUUGGACCGGAAGAUAAGUUAGUAGGGAAAUGGUUGAAUAUUGGAGGGAAAGCCAAGAACCGGGUUUCGAAUAAGCCAGCAAUGUACGACUAUCCAGGCACCAACGGAAGGUGUUCCCACGAGCUUAUACCGGAGACCAUUGCAGUUCACCGGCUCAAGAGCUGGGAUCAAUGGCUUCAUGUUCUCGAGUUCUUCAAUGUAACAGCAGAGCUCGAGGUGUCCAACCUGUAUCAUUUGGAGUGAGGCAUUGUCCAACCCCUUCCAUAUGACAGAAGUCAGACAGGAUGAACAGUUUGAUUAAAUUCUCAAGCAACGAGAGGACGAAGAUCAUCAUCAACUGACUGCUGGGAAAUAUUGGAGGAUGCUGCUGCACAAAGGCAUGGAGUUGAAGUAAUUGUAUUCAGUAAGAAUUGUUAUCUACUGGGAAGCUGCAAUGCUUGUACUUGAACCCUAACCAUGGAUCACCAGUUACUAAAAGAAGUUUCAUAAACUCGUCCAAUUCUUUCUUCAUCAUUAUCAGAGAACAAAGACUUUUUCUCCUAAUUCUACAGCACAAUAAAAAUGAAAAUUGCUC
This is a messenger RNA of Linum trigynum, 1124 nucleotides long. Lineage: Eukaryota; Viridiplantae; Streptophyta; Magnoliopsida; Malpighiales; Linaceae. The record is from the annotation of a GenBank genome assembly.